AUGACCUUUCUCUGGGCUGUCCUUGGCUUUCUCCUCUUUGGCGGCAGCUCGGGCUGCGGGGUCCCUGCCAUCCACCCUGAGCUGAGUGGCCUGUCCCGGAUCGUCAAUGGGGAGGACGCUGUGCCCAGCUCCUGGCCCUGGCAGGUGUCCCUGCAGACCGGCUCGGCCUUACACUUCUGCGGGGGCUCCCUCAUCAGCCAGGACUGGGUGCUCACCGCUGCCCACUGCAGGGUCAGGAAGAGCCACCGUGUGGUGGCCGGCGUGUCAGAUCUCGGCUCCGAUGGCGAGGCUGUCCAGGUGUUGAGGAUCGCAAAGGUUUUUGAACACCCGCUGUGGGACAGGAUUAUGGACACCAAUGACAUCGCCCUGCUGAAGCUGGCCACGCCCGUCCUGCUCUCCAGCGCCGUGUCCCCCGUGUGCCUGCCUGGCGCCAACGCCAGCUUCCCCCCGGGCUCCAUCUGUGCCACCACGGGCUGGGGCAAGUCCCAGUACAACUCCUACAAGACCCCCAACAAGCUGCAGCAGGCGGCCCUGCCCCUCCUGUCCAACGCCGACUGCAUGAAGUUCUGGGGCAGCAAGAUCACGGACGUGAUGGUUUGCGCGGGCGCUAGCGGCGUGUCCUCCUGCUCGGGCGACUCUGGGGGUCCCCUGGUCUGCCAGAACGACGGAGUUUGGACCCUGGUGGGCAUCGUGUCCUGGGGCAGUAGCUGGUGCAACCCAUUCUCACCAGGGGUGUACACCCGCGUCACCAAGUUCAUUCCCUGGGUUCGUGAGGUUCUGGAGGCCAACUGAACCCCUGCCCCACCCCCCAACUCCUGCAAAACCC
Molecule: messenger RNA, 826 nt
Organism: Lutra lutra (Eurasian river otter)
Lineage: Eukaryota; Metazoa; Chordata; Mammalia; Carnivora; Mustelidae
Product: chymotrypsinogen B-like
Exons: 1
Coding region: 1-792 (263 amino acids)
Biological process (GO): proteolysis
Molecular function (GO): serine-type endopeptidase activity
Source: RefSeq, a predicted model, not a curated record